Molecule: messenger RNA, 748 nt
Organism: Cricetulus griseus (Chinese hamster)
Lineage: Eukaryota; Metazoa; Chordata; Mammalia; Rodentia; Cricetidae
Source: RefSeq, a predicted model, not a curated record
AUGUCGUCAACUGCUGAAAAUGGAGACACAGUACCUGGCAAACAAAACGAAGAAAAAACCUACAAAAAAACCGCAUCAUCAGCUAUUAAAGGUGCUAUUCAGCUGGGAAUAGGAUACACAGUGGGAAAUCUCACUUCCAAGCCAGAACGCGAUGUCCUCAUGCAAGACUUUUAUGUGGUGGAAAGUGUGUUCCUACCCAGUGAAGGUAGCAACCUGACCCCAGCGCAUCACUACCCAGACUUCAGGUUUAAGACCUACGCUCCACUGGCCUUCCGGUACUUCCGAGAACUCUUCGGUAUCAAGCCUGAUGAUUACUUGGUGCUGGAAAGCUUCAAGAUCAUGGACUACAGCCUUUUGCUAGGCAUCCACAUCUUAGACCAUUCCCAAAAAGAUAAAGAAGAGGAACCCUUACAAAAUGUUCCCGAUGCAAAGCGGCCUGGGAUGCAGAAAGUCCUCUACUCCACAGCCAUGGAAUCCAUCCAGGGUCCAGGCAAGUCUGCAGAUGGCAUCAUUGCAGAGAAUCCAGACACGAUGGGAGGCAUUCCAGCUAAAAGCCAUAAGGGAGAGAAACUGCUUUUAUUCAUGGGCAUUAUUGAUAUCCUCCAAUCAUAUAGAUUAAUGAAGAAGUUAGAACAUUCCUGGAAAGCCCUUGUUUAUGACGGGGACACUGUUUCAGUUCAUAGACCGAGUUUUUAUGCAGAUAGAUUUUUAAAGUUUAUGAAUUCCAGAGUUUUCAAGAAAAUUCAAG